Astyanax mexicanus (Mexican tetra) is the source of this 5058-nucleotide messenger RNA. It is a transcript of the gene frs3, whose product is annotated as fibroblast growth factor receptor substrate 3. Gene Ontology annotation, cellular component: cytoplasm. NCBI's taxonomy places the organism in Eukaryota, Metazoa, Chordata, Actinopteri, Characiformes, Acestrorhamphidae. The transcript is spliced from 8 exons. Gene Ontology annotation, biological process: cell surface receptor protein tyrosine kinase signaling pathway. The record is from RefSeq and is a predicted model, not a curated record. The coding region runs from base 767 to 2641 and encodes 624 amino acids.
UUAUUUUAUUUUUUUCAAACCCAGUUUCUACAUUUAGGUACUAAAUUUUAGUUGAACUGACAGAGCAGUGAAAGGGGUUCCUGAUCUAAUAAAAUGGAAAGAAAAGAAAGAGACACCUGUUUGGACGUUCAGUGAGUGCAUGGAUGGGGUCUGUGUGUUCUCGGUACGAGAAAGGUGGGCCUAUACUCUGCGAAGACGGAGAGCUGCUGCUGCCAACACGUCAUCGCCUGAUGCUAAAAAACACGCUCACACCUCAUCUGGGUCCUCCAGCGCUCACUACCUUCUUGCCGCUCCAGCAGCCCUCGUUGUCUGCCUGAACUCUCACCCUUUGCUGGUGGGGAAAUGUCACGAAGAGGCCCGCGCCGCAGCAAGGGGGCGUCGAGGCGAAAAACAAGCGCCGUUAUUGUUUUAUUCCCACCCGGUACGAGCAGAGGAACCCUCCCCCAAAAAGCGCGGUCCUGCUGAACCAGCGUCCACUAGCUACCCCCAUCACUGACAGCGCCGCUGCCGCCACCGUAAGACCCGCCGGCCGCUCUCCCCUGCCUCCGGCCGCCGCGCUGCUUCUCCAUCUCGGCUCCGUCUCCGUCUCGUCUCGGAUUCUCAGGCGCUACCAACCAUGAGAUAUGAAACAUUUGUACACUGGGACUUGCUGCUUUUACCAGCACACCCCCCUUCCGCCAUGACACCCAGCAGAGGAUUCUGGGAUUGACGUUAGCAUCACUCCCACUGAUGGCCUGGACCAGGUUUCAGCAAACCUGCUGAAGCUAUGGGGAGCUGUUGGAGCUGUCUAUACAGAGACGCCAUCCAAGACAACCACCCCACCAAAUUCAAGGUGACAAAUGUUGAUGAUGAAGGGAAUGAACUGGGAUCGGGGACGAUGGAGCUCACCCAAACAGAGCUCAUUCUGCACACACGAAAGCGGGAUGCCAUUCGGUGGCCAUACCUGUGCCUGCGGCGCUACGGAUACGAUUCCAACCUGUUCUCUUUUGAGAGUGGUCGCCGGUGCCAGACAGGGCAGGGAAUCUUUGCAUUUAAGUGCUCUCGUGCGGAGGAAAUCUUUAACUUGCUGCAGGAACUGAUGCAAUGCAACAGCAUUAAUGUGGUGGAGGAGCCCAUGAUCAUGACUCGCCCUGGCCAUGCACCAGAGAUGGAGCUGCCUCGAACCCCGCAAACACCCAACACUCCUGGGUUUCCAGUGCAGGCUUUUCCUAACGGAUACCCCGGGUACCCUGUCAGUGCCGACUCAUCCCAGCCCACACUCACUGACGACCACAGACACAGCCUCAUGGGGAUGGAUGACCAGACACAUACCUACGUAAACACAGUGAGUAUGGAGAGUGACCUCUCCAGUCGCCACUGUGUUCAUUCCCUGCCAGAUGUACGACCUACCCCCUUCCCUGAGGCCUCAUCAGCCUCUGCUGGCCGUGGGGGCCCGGUACCCGGUCAGCCAGGCAUGCACUGCUGCCCAAUGGACGACUCUCACAAGGACCCUCAGGUGUUCCUGCAGCCCGGAGCUCAGGAGGUGAAGUUCAUGCUGGGACCCACACCAGCGCAGCGUCACCUGCUGGAGAGAGACAGAGACCGGCACUCCGCUCACCCGCUCCGAGCUCCAGACGGCAGCUCGGAGACUGAGGGUGAGGAGGCUCCGCCCAUGCACUUGUGUAACCCGCACUCCUAUCACCAUUACCACCAUCACCUCCACCGGCACCCCAGCAUGGAGCCCAGCCAGCUAACGUAUGAGAACAUUAACGGACUGCGAGGGGGACGCAGGCAACGGCUCAGCCCCAGCAGCGUGUCCCAGUCACAGUCCGUCGGCUCCAGUAGCAGCAGCAGCACCACGGGUGAAUCACACCCACACUCACACCCACACUCACUCCCACUCACGCACACACACACCUCCAUGCUGCCUCCUCAGGGCUACGGCUGUGAGAGGGGCAUGGGGAUGGGAGGUCACCGCCGCACCGCACUGCUCAAUUACGAGAAUCUUCCGUCCCUUCCGCCCGUGUGGGAAUACCGUGCUCUUCAGCGUGAGGAAGAGGAAGAGCAGGACGAAGACGAGGAAGAUGAUGAGUAUGAGGAGGAAGAAGAGGAGGACUUUGAUGAAUACGAAUAUUCAGAGGGGCCUGGGACUCCAAAUGGUUAUCAUCAGGAUAGCAGCGGAACUGGUGGGAUCCAUCGUGAUGCUCUGCAGAACUACGUCAACACCGAACAGAUACAGCCUCCACGUCUCCGUCAUGCAUGCCCUCCCCAUCCGCACCCUCCUGAGAGGGGCGGCAGAGUGUUCAGUUUUGAUUUCCGUCGGCAGCGGGCAGGACGGGGCGCAAUGGGCGGGUCUGCCUGCGAGCAGUACAGCCGCCACCCUCCCCCUCCUCCCUCCCGGCAGCUCAACUACAUCCAGGUGGACCUGGAGGCGGGGAGCUCAAGUUGUCCAGGACAUGGAGGGGCUCAGGUGCCACAGAGACCGCCACCCAUGAAGCGCGGUAUGGCUGCUGCCACAGCUCCGCCCUCACGUCGCGGGGAGUGCUACGCUGUGAUCGACCUGCAGAAGACUGCAGCCAUGUCCAACCUUCAAAAAGCUCUGCCACGUGAUGAUGGCACCUCACGGAAAACUCGCCACAACAGCACCGACCUGCCUCUGUGAAUGGAAACUAGAGGGAUAAAGAGUAAAAGAGAGAGAUUUAUGCUCUAACGUGGGUAAAGGUGUAAGGAUGGAGCUCUGGGGGUGUUCUUUUUCUUUUGUUUAUGUUAAGUCUGUCACCUCUACCAUACCUUCAGUACGUCUAUGCCAGCUGUUUUUUUUUGUACAGUCAGACAGGUAUGUGUACAUAUCAAAAUAAGAGUUAAUGCAAUUUCAAAAGGUUGUUUAAAGUGUAUUUUGUAAUCUAUGGUUAGGUCCGGAAUUUGUUUUGGUAUUCAAGGCAAGCAGGAUACUGGGCCAUGGAGUUGAGCAAAGAGCCAGAAGAAAGCAAUGUGUCAAACAAGCCGCAUAUUUUAUUAAAGCCUCACUCAAUUUAACUAUUAGAAUUUGAAAUAAAUAUGAAAAAAGGUUAAAAAUAAAAAGCAGAACCUCUUAAGUACCACACAUUUAGUACAUGUUUAGUUUACACGCUAAUGUGCAACAUGGCUUGAGGAAAUACAAGACUUAAGCUGAAGUUAUAAAUGUGAUUUGUGAUAAAUCAGUUUAUGACUAAAAUACAUCACAUCUUGCCAGUAUUUUGGAAUCUGUAGUAUGUCUCCUAUUGAGAGAACACCGAUAAAAACUAAUUGGAAGAACCUCCAGGCAGAGUAGAAUUCUCAAAGAAAACAUGCUCACAUAGUUACUGUUUACAGUUUCUGUUAAGUAUUCAGCAUAUUUUAAUCACUUUAUCGCAGCUACUUAGUGUGUGGAGAAAGAAGAGUGUACAUUAAAUACACAGAAAAUCCUAUCCUCAGGAAUACACGCACUGUUCACUUCCAGUAGUAACAUUUUAAAACUGAGACUUUAUUGUAAGGUUUAUGGUUUUAAAAGAGACUGGCUUUAAAAAAAAACCUUUAGAAAUUGCAUUUAAAUAAGGUCACAAACUGGUCUGUACCUGGUUAGUUGUAUUUUUUCAGCUAGAGAGUUUCAACAUGAGCUCUUAUUAGAGUGUUAUGUGUCUGAGCUCGAUUUUAUACAGUGAAACACGACUGAUGGUGGGAGUGUACAUUUCAUCAUCAUUUAGAAAAGAGCUUUUAGCAAGUAUAUUCUUUGUCUGUUAUCGUGCAAAUUAGACAAAGAAAUUUUGAAAAACACACUCAACACUUAAAAAAAGGUACUACAAAGUGUUCUUGAAGCAAUGCCAUAAAAGAACCAAUCUUGGGUCUGUAUAGAACAUUUUGUAAAAGAUAAUUGUGAAGAGCCUUCAAAGAUUUAAACUUGAGCACUUGAUAUAAAGAUAACUUACCAAUUCAAAAAAAAACUUUUGUAAAGAACUAUUUGUAGCACCUUUAAUUUAAGAUGGCAAGAUCUAUGUGAGUGCUGUUCCCACACUCCCUAUGUAUUCACGUGUUUGUGAGGGAUUCAUGUUUUAGGUAUUAAGUGCAAAUCCAAGAGUGUAUUUAUGUCAAUCUAUGUUUUUUGAGAAACUGUGCAAAGCAUCAUUUACAUACAUAUGCAGAGGGAAGGACAUUCAUUAUUUUUUAUAUCUGAAGAGAAAAUGUCAUUCCAUAAGCCUUAUGUGGCAAAUCAUAUUUAUUUGUUUAAUUUAUGAUUAUUUAUAUAUUUAUUAAUUUGUUUAUUUUUGGUAUUUGACUCUUAUUAACAAGAGUAGAUAACAUAUUUAUUAAUUAGACAAAUUGUCUUAAAAUAGAUGCUACAGGAGAUGAGGGAGACCAUAGAAUCCAGAUUGCUGUUGUUACAGUGUUUUUUUAAAUUGCAAUUCCAUGCUAAAUAGUGACUAUAUUAUUAUGCUAAAAUAGUAUAGUGACAUGUUGUGCCAAACAGCUGAAUUAUAUAUAUCAGAAUUAUGUGCCAUUAGUGAAUGUGGAAUUUGAGGGCUAAUUAUCAACUGAAAAUAAGAUGCAGCUGUACUCUAUACGGAUGAUAAGCUAUCCAGGGCUAAGACCUUGAUGAGUUGGUCAUGUUUACCAAUUCCUAAUGAAAUCCCAUUUAUACAUCCCAGUGAAGGAUAUAUUUUCUGUUUUGUUGUCUGUUGAUAUGUCCUGGAUGUUUUGACGUUGGUCACAGAACUCCAGUCAAGUUUCAUGUUUGUCUGUUCCACCUAUAGUAGCAGCUUGCGUACUGUAUGUGUCGCCUUGCAGAUAAUUUUGCACUAUACUGUGAAAAAGACUAAUGUGGAUGAUAACUAGAAUUCUGUGAUUGACAGACUUUCAGGUAAAUGGUGGAAAAAGCUCCCAAGAUAAAAGUGUUAAUGAAUUGUAAAGAUUAAGUCUUGUGUGAAAGGGAUUUUUAAAAGAGAAUCCUGGAUGAGGGGGGCUAAGGUUAAUCUAUGUUAGAAAACCUGAACCUUAAAUGUUUAUUUGUGUUAAACAAAACUUUUUUGGUUUUCACUGUAUAUAUAUAUAUAUAUAUAUAUAUAU